Molecule: messenger RNA, 1909 nt
Organism: Ctenocephalides felis (cat flea)
Lineage: Eukaryota; Metazoa; Arthropoda; Insecta; Siphonaptera; Pulicidae
Product: CLK4-associating serine/arginine rich protein
Exons: 10
Coding region: 1-1902 (633 amino acids)
Source: RefSeq, a predicted model, not a curated record
AUGUGGCACGAAGCCCGGAGACAGGAAAAGAAGAUACGGGGUAUGCUCGUUGAUUAUCAGCGACGUGCUGAAAGGAGAAGAGAUUUCUUUGAAACUAUCAAAGCAGAUCCUACACAAUUUCUGCAGAUUCAUGGGAGACAAUGCAAAAUCCAUUUAGACCCGGCUGUUGCAAUUGCUGGAGAUAGUCCUGCUAAUAUGAUGCCAUGGCAGAAUAAUUUAGACAACAUGAUUGAUCGUUUUGAUGUUCGUGCACAUUUGGAUUAUAUUCCUGAUACCAUUCCUUGUUAUAAAGAAGAUUUAACACCUGAAGAAAGGCACUGUAAUUAUGAGAGUUAUCGGAUAUUGGCUCAGAAUACAUUUCUUGGAAUUCGGGAAGAAAAGUUUUUGCAGCAGUUGGCUUAUGAAGAGCAAUUUGGAAUAACCCCUGAAGAAUCGAAUAAAAAAAAGAAAAGUAGCAGCAAUACUGGAGCAGCUAUUGGAUAUAACUAUGAGAAUACUGAAGUCAUACCUGGAAAGUCUGAAAAAACUGAUAAAGAUGGAAAUUCGGAUAGUUCAGAUUCUGAAGUGGAAAUUGAUAUGGAUGUUAGUAUUGAUAUCACAAAAGUGGGAUUAGCUCAGGCAAAUGAAAUGAAUAUUGCGGCACAAGCAUAUGGAAUGGCAGAUAAUGACUUUUAUUCAUUUUUGACUAAAGAUGCUGAUGAAGCCGAAUCUUUAAGAAUAGCUAGAGAGGAGGAACAGGAAAAGGCUAUGUACAGUGGCAGGAAAAGUAGACGAGAAAGGCGUCAGCAUAAGGAAAAGCGACUCCUAGACCAUCAUUUCACAUCAUUCAGUUUUGCUGUUGAAAAAGCCCCAGAGGAAGGUCCAAAAGUAGAAAAAUCUGUAUCCCGAUCACCAUCACCAUCUUCAUUGGGUCAAAUAACAUAUAUAACUUCUUUUGGAGGGGAAGAAGAAACAGGAAAAAAUUUCAAUAAAAGUUCUGGAAGUAUUUUAGAGAAAGGAAGCACCAGUAGUUUAAGAAAAAAAUCUACAUAUGCUGAUAAAUUAAAGAGUAGUUCCGUUCGAAGGCGCCGAAGUAGGAGUAGAUCUCGAAGAGGGACUAGGUCAAGUAGGUCAAGAUCAAGAAGUCGAUCACGUAAUGGACAUAGGCGAAGCAGGUCAUAUUCUAAACCACGCAGUUAUAGACAACGAUCUCGUUCCCCAUAUUCAUCACAUAGAAGACGUAGAUCGAGAACAAGAUCGCGGUCAAAAACUCGUUCUAGCCGCUACCAUAAUUCCAACCGUUCUCUCAAAUUGAGUAGUAGGAGACGUUCUAGGUCGAGAUCAAGAAGAUCGAGAUCCAGAAAAAGAUCUAGAUCUCGUUCUACCUACUCUGACUCUUCAAGCAGCUCUAGAUCUUCCCACAAGAGCCUGACAAAGAAACUAUCCCCAACUGUUUCUAAAGAUAAUGACAAUGAUAAUUCGAAAGACAAUUCAAGUGCAAAUGAUGUACAUUCACCUGUGGCUGGACCACCAAUAAAAAAAUAUUAUGGAAGGAAAAAGGGCGAUGAGAGUUCUUCUGAACUGAGUUUAUCAGAUAGUGAUGAUAGUGACAAUAGGACAAGAGAAAAUCCUGAUAUACAUACAAAUAGCAAUGCUUCAACAGAUGUUCAAUCUUUAACAAACAACAGUUCUGGCACUCCAGCUCAAUCAACAUCUAGCAGCCUAUUGAUAGCAAACCCGAUCAUAAGCAGUACCAAUACUGGUACAAGCACUAGCGUAUCGGGUUUGUUUGGUAAAACUAAACCUAAUGCGAUCAACAAAGCCGCCAACAAAGUCAGUAAGAAUCUUAUUUUAUUGCCAAAUGUGACAAAACAAUACAUCGUCAUUUUCAAUUUCAUUUUAACUUAUUCUUCAUCUUAUUAGUCUAAUA